GUGGCGAUUUGGGAGGAAUAACGCUUCAAAUUCUCAGUGCGCUUUAUCCGAAGUCGGUGCUAGGAUAUCACACCAAUUUCCCCGUAGUAUACACUUUGAAAAGUUAUAUUAAACCGAUUUUAGGAGUGUUAUAUCCGUCCUGGAUUGUAAAGCCCGAACACUACGAGAGGGUUUACCCUCUUAAAGAUCGUGGCUUGUUUAUAUUCCGUGAAAGUGGAUAUUUUCAUUUGCAAAGUACAAAACCAGAUUCACUAGGAGUUGCAAUGGAUAACUCACCCGAAGGUAUGGCGGCGUAUUUCCUAGAGAAAUUUAUCACAGGUUCCAAUUUCACCUACAUCAACAAAUUUAGUUCUAAAGAUCUAAAAGAGAAAUUUAGUUUUACUGGUCUCAUCGAUAAUCUUAUGCUCUAUUGGGUCACUCAAACAGCCUCAUCAUCUUUUAGAAUGUACUUCGAAUCAUUUGAGGAUGGCUUUUGGACUGACAGUAUAGCUUUAAUGAGGAAGAUAAAAGAAAUAACUGGAGAAAAUAAAAAUAAUACACUAACAUCAAUCAAAAACAGACAAGGAACAACAAUUCUAGAUAUAAACGAACUGAAUGAUACAUGGAAGAAUUACGCGGAGGCACUGUUUUGGGAUCAACGUACCCAUAAACCUGCAAACAACUUUGGAAAUAUGGAAGGUCCAAAAAUUCUUGAGUCUGAAGUCAGAUACUCAAUAGAUUGUUUAAAGAACAGAAAAGUCCAGGUCAUGAUGAUAUAUAUGCUUGAAGUUCUAAAGCAGACCGACAUUAAACAGCUCACAUAUCUCUUUAACGUGAUAUAUGAUUCGGACAAAUCCCACAGGACUGGCCAAAGUCCACGUUUAUCGCCAUCCCAAAGAAAACAAAUCCAAAACUGCGGAGACCAUAGACUCCAUAAGCUUUCUAAUGAGUCACGCACUUAA
This is a messenger RNA of Sitophilus oryzae (rice weevil), 941 nucleotides long. RefSeq lists its product as uncharacterized. The annotation marks the transcript as partial. The record is from RefSeq and is a predicted model, not a curated record. The transcript is spliced from 3 exons. Gene Ontology annotation, biological process: epoxide metabolic process. Gene Ontology annotation, molecular function: epoxide hydrolase activity. NCBI's taxonomy places the organism in Eukaryota, Metazoa, Arthropoda, Insecta, Coleoptera, Curculionidae.